Messenger RNA from Ylistrum balloti, 7100 nucleotides. Its product is annotated as protein still life, isoform SIF type 1-like. The record is from RefSeq and is a predicted model, not a curated record. Gene Ontology annotation, cellular component: membrane; synapse. Bases 1 to 5835 code for a protein of 1944 amino acids. Gene Ontology annotation, molecular function: guanyl-nucleotide exchange factor activity; protein binding. Lineage: Eukaryota; Metazoa; Mollusca; Bivalvia; Pectinida; Pectinidae. Gene Ontology annotation, biological process: activation of GTPase activity; small GTPase-mediated signal transduction; positive regulation of axonogenesis. The transcript is spliced from 28 exons.
AUGGGGAACAAACUUUGUGGACCCCUCCUGAAGAAGGCCUACAGACAUGAAGAUUAUCCCUGGCAUAUACGCAAGGAUUCUCACCUUCUCAGAUUCCCUUGUCUUAUGGACCCAGUGAAGUUAUCCGCAGUCCUAAGAUUCCCCUGUCUUAUGGGCCCAGUGAAUGUAUCUGCAGUCCUAAAAUUCCCCUGUCUUAUGGGCUCAGUGAACUUAUCUGCAGUCCUAAGAUUUCUCUACUGGCAUAAGGUUCCCCUGUCUAAUAGGCCAGUGAACUUAUCUGCAGUCCUGAGGGGCAGUCCUAAGGUUCCCCUGUCUAAUAGGCCAGUGAACUUAUCUGCUGUCCUGAGGGGCAGUCCUAAGGUUCCCCUGUCUAAUAGGCCAGUGAACUUAUCUGCAGUCCUGAGGGGCAGUCCUAAGGUUCCCCUGUCUAAUAGGCCAGUGAACUUAUCUGCAGUCCUGAGGGGCAGUCCUAAGGUUCCCCUGUCUAAUAGGCCAGUGAACUUAUCUGCAGUCCUGAGGGGCAGUCCUAAGGUUCCCCUGUCUAAUAGGCCAGUGAACUUAUCUGCUGUCCUGAGGGGCAGUCCUAAGGUUCCCCUGUCUAAUAGGCCAGUGAACUUAUCUGCAGUCCUGAGGGGCAGUCCUAAGGUUCCACUGUCUAAUAGGCCAGUGAACUUAUCUGCAGUCCUGAGGGGCAGUCCUAAGGUUCCCCUGUCUAAUAGGCCAGUGAACUUAUCUGCAGUCCUGAGGGGCAGUCCUAAGGUUCCCCUGUCUAAUAGGCCAGUGAACUUAUCUGCAGUCCUGAGGGGCAGUCCUAAGGUUCCCCUGUCUAAUAGGCCAGUGAACUUAUAUGCAGUACUGAGGGGCAGUCCUAAGGUUCCCCUGACUUAUAAGCCAGUGAACUUAUCUACAGUCCGAGGACUCUGGGCGGAGAUAUUCCGGGUACAGGGAGAUGGAGAAGGUAUGCGAUGGAAGCGAGUUUCCGAGGAUGUGGUGCCGAUUAACAUAUCAUGUGUAGAGGACAACCCGGACACUGUGUUCCAGGUGACUGCCUACAAUAGGCAUGUGGAGAAGAUCUUUGAUGUCAAGAUCGUGCAGCCAGGAACUAUAAUAUGUCCAGCCACUGAGAGCUUUGUCCACUGGCGUGACUCUGCGGCCAAAGUUGAGUGGGGCCUCAAUUUCACCACCCCAUCGGAUGCUAAGCGUUUCCGUGAUUGCUGCACAAAUCCUGCUCAGAAGUUUUCAAGGAAGGCGUCCUCAGCCAGCUCCCUCCGACUCAGUCCACCGAAGAGGAUAAAGGGCAAAGACGCAUCAAUUUCCUCGCCCAACUCACCAGUUCACCACAACAAGAGAGCCGUGUCUAGUCCAUUUGAGCUUGGCUUCCCUGACACAUGUGACCACCUCACAGCUGACAUAGACCUUAGUCAGCCAGACAAAAAGGAAAAAUCGGCCACGAUUCCUCGUACUGGAGCAGACUCCGAACAUGAUGCACAGUUAUUUAAACCAACAGGUAUUCUAAAACCACCAUCAAGUUCGUCUGUGUAUGAUAAUGUCACCAACGCUUCAUCAAGGAAAUCCAAUGAAACUGAAACAUGUGUUAAUAAUAGGAAAUCCAUGCCUGCAGUAGGCACAACCCAUGUCUCGUUUGUAGUUGAUAAUCUGUUACAGAACACUCGACCUGCAUCUGCCAUACAAUUUACAGAACAGUAUUACCAAACACAGUAUGACAAUGAAUCUGCUGCUUGUCAGAAAGGAGCUGGACGAUGCUCGUCUGCCACUUUACCUGCAGGAAUCUCAAAGACAUGUGAAAAUGUGCGCAUGGAAACUGCCUUCGUUGGUGACUCUUCUAAGUCAUGUCAAGGUCUAAGUUAUUGUGGUAACCACGGUGAAAGUGUCACAGUUUUGUCACCCCACGCAGUGAAGCCUGGCACAUUGUCUCAAAAAACCUCUUCUUCAGAAUCUCCAGAAUGGCCCUCUCCUCCAGAGCCCUUGACCCCUAUGACCCCUGUAAACCCUAUGUGCAAUGUCGACUUUGAUAGUUCUGUUUUGAAACGUAUGCUGCAGUCCCUUCCAGUUUCUCCUGAAGAAGUAGACAUUAACAAAGACCAAGGAUUUCAUGACGAUCCAGUUUUACGCGAUAGUCCAAAGAUAGAAGAUCCAGAAAUGUUGAAGCGUGCCAAAAGUUUUACCUCGCGCGAUAGGUCAGAGGUUCGGGCAGCUUUUGCAGCCCAACAUAGCGUGACCAUAGUACCUGGUCAUGACCGACCCCAGGCCCAUCCCAAACUUAGUUCCACCAAAUCCAAACAGACCAAGCUCCUCAUUGAAAAUGAGCUACGUCUGCGGAACAAGUGUGCUCGAGAGAGCUAUGGACGGGACAGCUACCCAGACAGUGGAAUUGGUGGUAUGACAGGAGACACUGCAGGUUCAGUGUGGUCCAAUGACAGUCUCAAGGCCUCCUCCAACAUGACAGGAUUGGAAGUGGGAUCAACAAAGACAGGUGGUUCAUCAGGCGGGAGUAGCCAUGGCAGCAGUAGUAGUGGUCGUCAUAGUGACAUCAUCAACCAACUUGGUGAAGGCUCUGAUAUCAAACAGUUUAUGUCACCAGAGUUCCUAGAUGAUGAUGGUGCUGAAAGUGAUGACAGCAUUCACACAAUGACAGAAGCAGAGUCUCGCAUAUCUCACAAAAAGUUUGGUGCUAUAAGAAAGGCAGGGUGGCUGGUGGUGAAAAACUGGCUAAUCCAGAGAAAGAGGAAGUUAGAUCUGGCACCAAAGAGGAAGUGGAAACGUUACUGGGUGUGUCUUAAGGGCACUGUGUUACUCUUCUUUGAUUGUGAUGAGGAAACUCUGAUCGAUGAAAACACCAUCCCAAGACAUAUUCUAGUCAUUGAAGGGGGGAUAACCCAGGCAGUCCCAGAGCAUCCAAAGAGAGACAACAUUUUCUCCCUUAGUACAGCAUUUGGGGAUGCCUACCUGUUCCAGGCUCUAUCACCAACUGAAGUAGACAGCUGGAUCUGCGCUGUGCAUUCUGCAUGUGCAUCUGCAUUUGCUAGACAGCAUGGAAAGGACAACACUCUGCGUCUGAUGAAAAGCGAGCUACACAAACUGGAGACUAACAUUGAUGUGGAUGUUAAGAUGAAAAAAAUGGCAGAACUGCAGCUCACUGUUGUCAAAGAUCCACGAAGUCGUCAGGCCAUUAUUAAACAGAUUGGCCAAUGGGAAGAAAACUUGGAGAAGCUAUUUAUAGAACAGUAUCGCCUGCGUUGUUACAUUUCUUCGCUACAAGGAACAGAACUACCAAAUCCUAAGGUCCUCCUUGCCAGUGCAUCCAAGGUUACCAAGACAACAUUAGGAAGAUUGGGAAUCUUCACAGUCACGUCAUUUCAUGCUCUGGUGUGUGCCAGGAAGCCACUUGUGGUACCCAAUAUCUAUGGCAAAGGUCACCAUAAGGGGGGAAUGCUCUCCCCGAGGGGUGAUGGCACCUUCAAAUACAACAUAAAGACGAGUCCAUCAAAGAGCGCCAAUACUGAUGGUGUUUACAAGGCCACAGACUUCGAUGAAGUAGUAGCUGACCUCUACAAGGACAUACCUGAUGGCAUCUCCGACAAGUCAGAAGAAAGUGCCAUAAUGGAAACACUGUCUCGUAUAGCUUUACCAAAUAACCAGAAUAUUUUGGUCGGAGUGGACAAGAAAACAUCAGUCCAGCACUUGCUAGAGUCGGUGUGCAGCAAGCGACAGCUCAAUCCCUCAGAUCAUUAUGUGCGAAUAAAAAUGCCAAAUGCGCCACAAGGAAAUUACUAUAUACCAGAUAUGCAAGACAACAUCAAGAAGCUGAAAUACGAGUCCAUAGAAGUUUGCCAAAAAAGUGUGUUCCAGUUGGAUCUGCAGAAGAAUGAAUGUGAUACAGAAUUUGGGUUUGCUGUGGAGGCAGAGCUAGCAGAAGACAUAGAGCGUGACGAUGAACUCCGUUUAUAUGUUAGCAACGUCCUGCAGGCUGGCAUAGCUCACCGUACAGGUCUAAUUAUUGGUGAUGAGAUACUGGUGAUCAAUGGUAAGAUUGUGUCUGAGCUGGACAUGGUGUAUAUAGAAGCCAUGUUACAUGAGUCUAUGUCCCUAUGUCUGACUGUGCGUUCACUUCGCACACAACCACCCCCUACCUCGGUCGCCGUGGACCCUGCCGAUAUCAACAGGAUGGUGUGUCCCCCUCCACCCAGCCAGUCGCGCAUAAGUGAGAAAAGUCUCGGCAAGCUCACUGUGCCUGCACCUGUAGCCAAUGGUGAUCACAAAAAUGCAACAUCUCCGAAGCACGAGUCCAUGCCAAACUUGUCUCCGACCCAGAUUGAUGCACUUUUAGAGGGUGCUGACCAGGUUACCGCCAUCUGUCGGACAGGAAGUGACAACGCAAUGACCAACAACAUGGACAGUGCUAAUAACUACAAACCUCUUUCUGAGUCCCAGAAACUCCGUAAAGUUAUCAUGGAGCUGAUAGAGACAGAGCGAGCUUACGUCAAGGAUUUAAACUUCUUGACGGAGCGUUAUCUGGAACCCCUUAAGCAGGAAACAUGUCUCACCUCUAACGAAAUUGACCAGCUAUUUGGAAACAUCCAGGAGAUUGUGAUUUUCCAGCGACAGUUCCUUAAAAGUCUGGAGGAAGCCAUGCAGUUGGAAGACGAGUUCUUUACCACUGAUGAUCCAAAAAAUUACAGGCGAGUGCUAUUCUCUCUGGGAGGCUCAUUCUUGUUCUACGCCAAUCACUUCAAAGUCUACAGUUCAUUUUGUGCCAGUCAUACCAGAUCUCAAAAAAUUCUUAAUCCAGAUGCCAAUGAAGCGCUGAGGAAAUUUCUUCAUGUGAGGAACCCUAAACAGCAGCACUCAUCUACACUGGAAUCCUACCUGAUCAAACCGAUACAGAGAAUACUACGAUAUCCUCUCUUACUACAACAGCUCUGUAACCUCACAGAUGCUGACACAGAUGAACAUUAUCAUUUGUCAGAGGCCUUGAAAGGUAUGGAGGCUGUAGCAGAACAUAUCAAUGAAAUGCAGAAAAUUUACGAGGAAUAUGGUGCUGUGUUUGAUGAACUCUCCCGCAUGUUCAGGGACCUCUACCCUCAUAAAAAGGCUGUGGAACUGAGUGUUGGGGAGCUACAGAUGUAUGGUACAGUGGAAUGGUGCAAUAUCUGUGAUAGUCUGGGCAAGAUAAAGAAAGGCCUUGAUCUUGAGAACAUCAUCUUUGUCUUCAAAUCUGCUGUGGUGUUCCUGUGUCGAGAGAAAGUCAAGAAAAAGAAGGCAAAGAACCAGGCAAACAAGGGAACACCAGAUACACAUGAGUGCAUAGAGCGGUUCCGGACACUUAUUCCUGUUACAGAGGUUCAAGUCCAGGGUGGGAAGGUCAGUGAUAUGGACAAACAUUACUGGUGGGAGCUUGUCCACUCACGGUCUGACAAUGAAGGGCGACCAGAGAGAGUCUACCAGUUCUGUAACAGUUCUACAGAAGCCAAAUCUGACUUCAUGAAGAUAAUUCGUCAGACAAUACGAGAAAGUGUUAGGAAGAUGACACUGCCACAGGGAGGCAAUGGAAAGACCAACAAGAAUUACAUUCCAUACGGUGGCAAACGUCUUGAGGGAUUGGUCGGGAGCAACGUACGCACGCUACGGAAAAAACAGGCAAACAAGAUCCUGGAUGGUGAGAGACAUUCUAUGGAAUUGGAUGGGAAAGUGAACUUGAUAGAAGUGUCUAGUAGGACUUGUGAGGAGAACCAAGAGACGUUUGCUGUAGGUAUUUCCGCGGACACAGGACCAGUGCAGUAUGAUGACCCUACCCUAGAGGAGACUUACCUGUAAUCCCUGUAUAUUUUACAUGCAGGAUUUUUAACUCAAAAUGUUAAUUCCAAAGCUGACAGCUUUCCUUAUUAUUUGAAGUAACAAAGAUUUCUAAUUUUCAAAGUGCUAAUAUUCUUUUCUAAGUUUUGCAUAUUUUCUUUUCUCAGUUUUUCAUCCAAGAAGUGAAUUUUUUUUAAAUGUAUGUCCAUUAUUGAUAGGUGUGAAUAGUUGUAGUCCCUAUCCCAAUAUCUACAUUCAAUUGUGUUGAAAUCAAUAUUUCUCUAAAAAUUAACUUGCACAAAAGAAGUGUUCAUAGACAUAUUGAUUAAGAAGAACUUGAGAAAUAGAAUCUUAUACUAUAUCUGUAUGUAUGAACUUGUAAAAAAUGCUAAAGAAUAAUUUCUAAUGAUUUUUUUUAACCUACAAAUUUACCUUAUUUUAGUACAUCACAUUUCAAAAGUCUAAAUAUUUAAAUAAAUUAACGAUGAGUAUUAUCUUUGCCACAUACCUACAUUACAAACCUUGUAGAAUUCCUGCUGGCCAGGGAUACUGGUGGUUAAGAAGCUGUGCCACUUUAUGACCUGUUGAUAUCAGCUUCUGACAUAGAUAUCUUCCCCAUUUCUUGAUAACAAAAACAUUUUCAAAGGUGUGUUUAUAUCUAUUAAGCCAAUUGUAUGAAAUACUUGUGUCUUUUACCAGGUAAGAGUUGAGACAUGUUGAACAUAGCCAGGUUUUGAUAACAAUACAUACACUAACAGACAGUUCUAUUACGACUGUCAAAGUAUAACCUACAUCACAUAACUUAUAUAGUUUGUGUGAUUCUCAGAACAUUAUUGAAGCUCAGUUUUUUCCUUUAUCCAGUUGAGACACAUGUUGCAUGUAAAUACUGUAAAGUCUUUCAUUUUGGGAUUGAAAAAAGUCUGUGCACUGUACAGAAACAUUCGGCUAUUGAUGACUUAACCAUAUCUACAGAAAAUCUACUGUCGAUACCAGUGGUUAUUUACAAAUCAAGAAACACAAUAAAUACAAGGCUUGGAUGAACCAGAAGAUAAGCAGUAAAGAAAGGGUUAGUGGAGUAGAGCAAAGUAAGAUAAUUUGAAUUUUUUUUAUUAUUCUGUACUUGUUUUUAAUCAUGUUCAAAUUUGUUAAUGUUAAAACAUUUCUUUAAAUUUGUUACUUGUUACAUAGAAUAUAAAUCAAUAUAGAAUGCUGCAUUUCUUCUUACACUUUAAUUUUUGAUUGCUUAAAUACUGGUUAUAUAGAUCCUAUUUUAACUUAAUCAUCUU